This is a messenger RNA of Scylla paramamosain (green mud crab), 4271 nucleotides long. Its product is annotated as endoplasmic reticulum-Golgi intermediate compartment protein 2-like. The coding region runs from base 252 to 1469 and encodes 405 amino acids. The transcript is spliced from 10 exons. Gene Ontology annotation, biological process: retrograde vesicle-mediated transport, Golgi to endoplasmic reticulum; endoplasmic reticulum to Golgi vesicle-mediated transport. Gene Ontology annotation, cellular component: COPII-coated ER to Golgi transport vesicle; membrane; endoplasmic reticulum. NCBI's taxonomy places the organism in Eukaryota, Metazoa, Arthropoda, Malacostraca, Decapoda, Portunidae. The record is from RefSeq and is a predicted model, not a curated record.
UGAUAUCUCACAACAAACCCUCGGCGCCGACUAGACAGAGUAAUACAUCUCCUCUUAUAAUUUUUUCCUCUCCUCUCUCUCCUACCUCCUCUCCCUCCCUCUCCCGUACCUGACUGACUCCUCUAACUACCCUGCUGAUGUCUGCGUACUUAAAUCAGUGAUCAUCUAACCCAUCACCACCACCACCACCACCACCUUCACCCCCUACACCUCUCCACUUACAUGCCCCUCCGCCAGGCCACUCCACCCCCAUGCUGCGCCACCGGAAGAAGGCCAUCCAGACCGUGAAGAGCCUGGAUGCCUUCCCCAAGACUUCGGAGGAAUGCAUCGAGAAAACCACAACUGGAGGCACUUUUUCCGUGCUGAGUUUGGCAGUGAUCCUGUGGCUGAUGGUGAUGGAAAUGAUGUACUAUCUGGAAACUUCCUUCACCUACACCUUCAUCCCCGACACAAAGUUCUCCGAGAAGCUCAAGAUCAACGUUGACAUCACCAUUGCCAUGCCCUGCCGAUAUGUGGGCGCUGAUGUGCUGGACAUGACGGGGCAGCAAGUGAUGACCUUCGGCUCCCUGGACAUGGAGGACACCUGGUGGGAGCUUGACCCUGACCAGCGCAUCCACUUUGACGGCAUGCAGCAGGUCAACAGUUACUUCAGGGAGCAGUUCCACUCCAUCCACCAGCUGCUGUGGAGGAGUGGAUACAUCAACAUCUUCGGAGAUUUCCCAAGGAGACGUGUGACGCCCAGCAAGGAGAAGGAUGCCUGCCAUGUGGUGGGCACACUGGAGAUCAACAAAGUGGCUGGGAACUUCCACAUAACAGCAGGUAAGACAAUCCCUCUCCCCCGUGGCCAUGCUCACCUGGCAGUGUUCAUGGAUGACAAGGACUACAACUUCACACACCGCAUCAACAAGCUGUCUUUUGGUGACCCAGCGCCUGGCAUUGUGCACCCGCUGGAGGGCGACGAGGAGGUGGCAGAGAAGAACCUCAUGUCCUACCAGUACUUCAUCACAGUGGUGCCAACCUACGUGAGCACCUACAGCUACCGCGGCUCAACAUUCCAGUACUCGGUGUCAGAGCAGUCCAGAGAGAUUGCCCAUGACAAGAAUUCGCACGGCACUCCAGGGAUUUUCUUCAAGUACGACGUGUCCGCCCUGAGAGUCAACGUUCAUGAGAGACACGAGCCGCUGCUGGCCUUCCUGACCCGCUUGUGUGGCAUCAUUGGGGGUGUUAUGACCUGCUCGGGGUUGAUGAGCAGUGUGGUGAGCCUGGCAGUGGACUGCUUCACCUGCCGAUUCUUCCAGAGACACUCAGACAAGACAGAGACAGAGACAACCUCCCAGAAAACCACAACCCUUCUCCUGGCUACGGAACUCUUACAGACAGAGACCCAGCCACUCCUCACGUCCACCACCAUCACCUCCAACAUGGUAUUUGUGUCGGACACCCCCCAGAGCUCCCCCCCAGAGUCAUGACACAGUACACCUCACUUCAUGUCAUUUCUCUUCUCUCAAAUUUCGUUGUUCAGAAUGUUUUGAUAGAGUAAUAUUUAAAUCUGUCUUUUUAAUUGUUUUUUAUAUUUAUUUGUAUGUUCGUAUGCGAGUAAGUGUGUGUAGUAGUGAAGGAGUGAUGGGGUGGUGGGGUUUGGUACCUUGCUUGAAGGAUAAAUGGGGUGUACUGUAGUAAUAGUUAGAAGUGGAGUGAUUUAUCUUGCUUGUUCCCAUUACUUUUGAAUAUAAGAACACAAGAAAAUAAGGGAAGCUGCAACAAGACAUCAGGUCUACACGUUGCAGUCUCUGUAUGAAACGCACCUACAUAUUUCCAUCUACCAACUUCAUCCAUAAACUUGUGUCACCUUUUAAAGCUCCUUAAUGACAUCCCACUAACAUCCUGAUUGCUGAGUCCAUUCCAUUCAUCUUCCACUCUGUUUGAGAACUAAUUCCUGCCUAUCUCUUUUCUUUAAAUUUCUUAACAGCUAACUACUAACAGCCUUACAAAACUAGAUAAGAGAAUACAAGAUCAGAGGACUCAAAAACAGAAACAAAUGAGACAAGUCAAUCCACUUCUAAUCAUUACUCUAAAUUUCACAAGAGUAGAGUGCAAGGAAUCUCAGUCUUGAUAAAUGGUGAACCUUCCACACAUCGGUGCAAAACUUCCACUCCGGCGCAGCUCAACUCGCUGCCUUACCUUGCUGUCACGCAGGGACAGCCACAGAAAUCAGAUAGCAUGCCACACUCACUCCCUUCCUCUCAGCUUUUUCUGUCAUUUUCAUCUUAGUACUUUUCUUUUCCUCUGCUUCUUCCUUAGUGGUGGUCACUUCUGUUUCUCUGGUAAUUCUACCUUACUUUCUGAUUCCACUGACUUCUUUCCUCUUUUACUUUUCUUACCAUCUUUGGAUUCAGGUUUCUUGAUUUCAUUCUUAGUUUCAUUCUCCUCAGCCACUCUGUUGUGGCUUUUGGCAAGACUAGUUGAUGUUAUAAUGCAAUCAGGGAAGACAGUGAUGCACUUUCUAGGCUGUGUGCUGAGGAUGCCAGACAUCAGCUCACCAGGGAACAGUGGGUCACACUACUACUGCCUUCACCUUGUUCAGUGAGUCCAUCUUGACGUGUAUGGGAAUAGAUGUAGUCCUUUCCAGCUUGAGAUUCAAGCUCUGGAUCUUGGCCCAAUCCCCUGGGGCAUGGCUAGCAAGCUUCUCUACAGCUGCUAAUAAAUUCUGCUGGAUCUCAUUGUCUGUCUGACACAUAUGACCAGUCUUCAUGAGAGAAGAGUUCCCCUUCUUAUUGAGGAAAAGUUCGUGUCCAGAGUGCUCUUAGUAUUUCCUUCUGUAGUUCCUUUGUCUCAAGGUUCACCUGCACUGGCAUCCUUAAUACGUUAACAUACCAACCAUCCCAUUUUUAGCACUUUUUUUAUUGUUCUUCCCACUUCCUUUAUGUGUAAAUUUUUCAGUGAUUUUUAAUAUUUUAACCAUUCCAUAAUUUUGUUUUUAUAUUAACAUUUCAACCAACAAUCUUUGUUGCUUUUAAAGUUUGGUAGUGGCAUCAUAUGACAGCAGUGUUGUGGCACCAACAACAAUCAGUCAAUGUUAUUGGCAAACUUUUUCAUCAGCUUCUGGUCUUUCUUCACUGUCUUCCCAAAGCGCUGCAGCAGGAGUUCAUUUCUUUGCAAUAUUUUACCUUGCCUUCCCUUCUUUUUUACUUGGGUUGGUUAGGUUUUAGAAUUUGUGGUUUUUGUGGGCUUGGAAGUAGAACCUGAAGAGGUAUCUUUCUUGAUGCCCUUCUUGAGAUUUUUCUUUGGCCAUGGCUUGGAUGCACCCAGCUGGCUAGAAGCAGCAGGGUCUCUGUUCUUGUUGUGCUUUCUGGUUGGUAGUUUUGCCAUCUUUAUAGUCUUCACUCCUUCAGUACCUCUUUCUCAGUUCCUCUGGUCCGUUUAUAAUCCACCACUUGUCAGGUUUUGUAAGAGUGUGGUAGAUUGGACAAGGCAGAGGGAAAAAUACAAAACUAAGUGGAAUUGAGUGUGGAAUAUUACUUAUGAUCUUGACUGUACAUGCUGUUACACUGGUGUACUUGGCUUAUGACCAUAAUGUUCCAAAAAUUGACAGUCAGGAGAAAAGUCAAAGAAUAUAAAAAGAAGCAAUGUUCAUCUCCUAAAAAGUGCAGUGAAAUGCAUCUAAACAAUUGCCUUUUAUCCUACAGUGCAUAGCUGAGUGUUUACCAUUAGCAAAUGUACCAGUAACAUCACAAAAUAUACAUAAUGUACAAGUUGGUCACAUGCCAAGUUAGCCAUUGCAUAUAAAAAUGAAUACCUUUUUUGGCUGGGUAGCACAUUGGUCGUAAGUCCCACACAUGAUGUGCCGACUACCCCACUGUACCUUGUUCAUGAUGUACGGCACGUGUGUAUUGACUAAUUGACUGGUUGAUGGUUUGAGCUACACAGUUGAUUUUUACAUGUGGUCAGGUAGUCACUCACAUUUCACUCAGCAACUGUUCAGGGAGAAACAGCACAACCUUGAGAAAUCUAAUCCUGUAUCGUAAAAGGACCAAGUUAUCUUUCGUGACAUAAGAAGUCGUGUGGUCUUUGUUAUCUCGCUUGGGGGGAUUUUCUCUAAUCAGAUUUAUGUACUGUAAUAGUAUUCAGUUCUUUAUCCAUAGACGGUGGGGUUAGAGAUGAUUUUUCACCGCCACUGCAGGUUUUACGAUUGAUUGGAAUUGACAAUGCAAAUUUGGUGUUUUCAUCAGUGUUGUGUAAGGAAAUUUUAAUUAAAGAGAUGAUAGAUUAAA